This is a messenger RNA of Neopelma chrysocephalum (saffron-crested tyrant-manakin), 2330 nucleotides long. RefSeq names its product erythrocyte membrane protein band 4.2-like. Gene Ontology annotation, molecular function: protein-glutamine gamma-glutamyltransferase activity. The transcript has 13 exons. NCBI's taxonomy places the organism in Eukaryota, Metazoa, Chordata, Aves, Passeriformes, Pipridae. The coding region runs from base 122 to 2221 and encodes 699 amino acids. The record is from RefSeq and is a predicted model, not a curated record. Gene Ontology annotation, biological process: peptide cross-linking.
UAUAAAGAAAUCAAGCAAACAACUUUGCAAGAGGACAGUUUUUACAGACAGCUGGAGGAAGGAGCCGUUGCCCAGCAGAGCGAGCAGGAGCUGAAGACUUUCAUGGUACAGGGAACCAGCCAUGGGCCAAGGUCUGAGCUUCAAAAAAUGCGAUUUCAAGGUCCCCAUGAACAACAGUAACCACCACACAGAAGAAAUCAGCACUGAAAGGCUGAUUGUGAGGCGGGGGCAGCCAUUCACCAUCACUGUGAACUUCUCAGCUCCAGUACACAACUACCUGCAGCAGAUGAAGAGGACCUUCCUCAUUGCACAGACAGGAUGGCAUCCUUCCGAAGGAGAUGAAAUCCAGACUGAAUUUCCCAUCUCCAGCCUGGGAGAUGAGAAGCAGUGGAGUGCAGCACUGGAAGAACAGGACCUGUGCUCCUGGACCCUCACUGUGAACACCCCUGCCAAUGCUCCCAUUGGCCAGUACACUCUGCUUCUACGUGCUUCCCAAACUUCCCACCACCUGGGAAAAUUCACCCUUCUCUUUAACCCCUGGUGCCAAGAUGAUGAGGUGUUCUUGCCCAAUGAAGCACAGCGGCAGGAGUACAUUUUAAACCAGGAGGGUGUCAUCUACUGGGGGACUGAAAAUGCAGCCGUAGCACAGCCCUGGGACUUCAGUCAGUUUGAGCAGGGCAUUGUUGACAUCUGCUUCACACUGCUGUGUCUGGGUGAACUCCAUCAAGGAGAGAAGGAUCCCACCCAGCGCAGGAGCCCUGUCCACGUCUGCCGAGCAGUGGCUGCCAUGCUGAACUGCAAUGAGCUUAAAGGAAUCCUGACAGAGUGUGAGGCCGGGAAAUACCGUAAUGGGACACCCCCUUCCAAGUGGCUGGGAAGCAGCCCCAUCCUCUGGCAGUGGAUGGCAUCGGAAUUCCAGCCUGUCCGCUACGGGCACUGCUGGGUGUUUGCUGCAGUCAUGUGUUCAGUUCUGAGGUGCCUGGGAAUCCCUACCAGGGUGGUCACUGGCUUUACGUGGGCUCACAACACUAAGAGCAGCCUGAGUGUGGAUGAGUAUUAUGAUGAAGAUGGGACACUGCUCACACAGGACAAGCGUGCUCGUGUCUGGACCUUCCACGUUUGGAAUGAAUGCUGGAUGGCUCGGGCUGAUUUGCCACCCCAGUACAGCGGGUGGCAGGCACUGGAUGCCACCUGCCAGGAAAAAAGUGAAGGUCGAUCCUUCUGUGGGCCAGCCCCUGUCCACGCCAUCAAGGAAGGGGACACAGAAGUCGAUUAUGAUGUUUGCUACUUCUUUGCCGCCAUCAAUGCCAAGUGUCAGGUCUGGAUACAAAAAGCAGAUGACACCCUUAAGCCAGCUUUUGGUGGCACGAAAUACAUUGGUAACAACAUCAGCACCAAAAGUGUUGGCAGUGAACGCUGUGAGGACAUCACACACAACUACAAGUAUCCUGAAGGCUCUCUCAAGGAAAAAGGAGUACUUGACAAAGCCUACAGAAGUAUAAAGAAACUUGAGACAACCACCAGCAGCAGCUCAACACAGUUUAGCUCCAUUCCUAUUGCCCUUGAAGAGCCAGUUAACCUUUCCCUCCACCUCCAGUCGAGUAGUUCUCUGCAACCAGGACAAGAUAUUCCACUUUCCAUUGAAAUGUCUAACCACAGUGGUGGAGAAAAGGCUACUCAGCUGGUAGUUGGGGUCCAGUCUCUACAUUAUAAUGGUGUGCCCAUUACCCAGCUUUGGAAGGAAGAGUUUAAUUUUAACCUCCAAAGCAAUGAAGUCCACCACCUGAAGAUCCUUGUGCCUUACUCAUGGUGUGGAAAAGAGCUGGGGGAGACCCACCUGCUCAGGCUGACUGCUGUGCUGAGAGAUGAGGCCUCCUGCUACAUCUACCUGGCACAGGAAGAGAUCAGCGUUUCUGACCCCCUUCUCACUAUUGAGCUUCCAAAAACCAUGGUACAGUAUCAGCCAAGCACGGCAAGGAUCAGCCUCCUGAACCCUUUCCCCAGACCCCUGGAGCAGUGUGUGGUAGCAGUUGCAGGGCGAGGGCUCAUUUACAGACAGAGGAAGUACAGGUUGGGAUCUGUGCAAGCUAAAAGCACUCAAGAACUGCAAAUCCCAUUCACCCCCAUCCGAGCAGGGCCCAGGAGACUCACUGCACAACUGACCUGCCCUCAACUCCAGAACCUGAAGAGCUACAGAACUACUGACAUUGCAGCUGCCUGAGGCCCAGCUUGGAACAGAUCCUGUUCCACACCAAAAGAGUGGUCAUGAUCUGUGCCUUGAUCUUAGGCAAGUACAGAUGUUAACAGUUUAAUAAAAGUUAAGUUUAAAA